AUGCUUCCAUCAAGAGGUUCAACUCAAAAGAAAACUGUUGAGGCAACAUUUUCACAAAGAACUGGUAUGGUUUAUAUCUUUAAUAUUAUUGUUGGUACUGGUGCAUUAGCUCUUCCGAAAGCUUUUCAUGAAGGUGGUUAUGUAUUAAGUACUUUGUUAUUAUUAAUACUUGGAUUUUUUAGUUAUGUUACGGCGACAUAUAUGAUUGAAGCAAUGGCUAUUGCAAACUUUAUGAAAAGAAAAAUAGUAAAUCGCCGUCUUGAUACAAUUAUAUCAACAACAAGCGAUGAAGAAGAAAAUAUUGAUGGAUCAGAUCAAGCUUCGUUGUUACCUAGAGCCAUCAAUGAUGAUGAUGUAUAUGUUUCAACAGGAACUGAAGAACGACAUGAUUUUGAUAUUGUCGAAAAAGUUGAAAUGGUCAUGGGCUUAGUGAUAUUUUAUUUUUGUAUAUCAUUGUACCUCUUCGGAGAUUUGGCAAUUUAUGGUUCAGCUGUACCAAAAUCAAUUCGUGAUGUUAUUUGCACAUAUGAACCAAUUAAUUGUACAAAUAUCACGAUAAAUGAUUUAUGUUGGGCAAGUUCUUCAUUAACACGGCAUCAUGUUUAUCAAAUAUUUGUAGCAACAUUUUUUUGUACAUUGGGUAUAUUUGUUUUUGGUAAUGCACAAAAGACAAAAUUUCUUCAGAUAGUAACAACUCUAUGUCGUUGGACAGCUUUUCUCUCCAUGAUUAUUCUAUGUAUUGUUCAUCUUGCCAAACGAUCAAGUAGUGAACAUCCAAAUCCAAUUCAUCCACCUGUAUUUCAUUUUCGUAGUCUUCCACGACUUUUUGGUAUUUGUGUAUACAGUUUUAUGUGUCAUCAUUCAAUUCCAAGUAUAAUAGCACCAAUACGUUCAAAAGAUAAACUUAAAUCUUUAUUUGCAUAUGAUUAUAUAUGUAUAGCAUUAUUUUAUUUAUUAUUAUCUUUAACAGCUAUAUUUACAUUUGACACAUUUGAAGAUCUUUAUACAUUAAAUUUUCGUCCAACAACACGAUGUGCUCAUUCAAACGUUGAUGUACCGAAAGUAUUAGCUUAUUUUAUAGCAUUAUUUCCUGUAUUUACAUUAAGUUCAAGUUUUCCAAUAAUUGGUAUUACAUUAAGAAAUAAUCUUGAAACUGUAUUAAAAUCAUGUGUAAAUGUUAAACGAAAACAACGUAUUGUACUUGUUGUAUUUGUUCUUUUAUUACCUUGUACAGUUAGUAUACUAAUAGAAAAUAUUAAUUUUCUUGUUGGUUUUACUGGUUCAUAUGCUGGUGUAGCUGUACAAUAUGUUAUACCAGCAUUAUUAGUUUAUAAUGCACGACGUCAAGCACAAGUUAAACAUCGUCAACCAAUACAUUUUGUUAAUCAAUCAUUUUUUCAAAAUAAAUAUUGGGUUUUUUGUGUACUUUUAUGGGCAUGGGCAGCUAUUAUUGUUAUAACAAUAUAUAAUAUACUUCCAUCGAGUAUUUUUAUGUAA
Molecule: messenger RNA, 1497 nt
Organism: Rotaria sp. Silwood1
Lineage: Eukaryota; Metazoa; Rotifera; Eurotatoria; Philodinida; Philodinidae
Source: the annotation of a GenBank genome assembly